Molecule: messenger RNA, 2989 nt
Organism: Podarcis muralis (Common wall lizard)
Lineage: Eukaryota; Metazoa; Chordata; Lepidosauria; Squamata; Lacertidae
Gene: SPINT1
Product: serine peptidase inhibitor, Kunitz type 1
Biological process (GO): epithelium development; epidermis development; extracellular matrix organization
Cellular component (GO): plasma membrane
Molecular function (GO): protein binding; serine-type endopeptidase inhibitor activity
Source: RefSeq, a predicted model, not a curated record
GGCUGGGUGUCCAGGCGUUGAAUUUCACUUCCUGUCACCUGGAGUCUUUUGUCUCUCCCUGAGCUCUUGCUAAAGGGCGCACCUUGAAGUUCAGGCGGCGGGGAAGGAGUUAAUCGGAGAUCCGCGGAAGGGAAACACCCCUCUUGGGCUGCAGCGUAGCCCGUGAGUCAGUUUCACCUGAAACCAGUCGGCAGGUAGUGGGGGAAAAAACCCGAAAAGGGAAACAGAUCGCAGAGGUCCGAGGGAGGAAGUCGUCGCACAAAACCGAAGGGACGGCGCCAAGGGAGCCUCACUCCUCCGAUCCCCGGACACGCGCCCGCCGCCCGCAAUUUCUCCGAGGAGGAACCGAAAGGAAGAGUCGCCGUCGCGCAUCGGCAGUUGGACUUUUUGGGAACAGGCGAGCCAGAGUUUAAAAAAGAAGAAAAAAUCUUGGGGGGAAAGUUGUUUAAAGAAAUGCUCUUUGGGCUAAAGAGCCACAAGUAGAGGAGAGGGGAAACAACUCCCUUUCAGCUUUCCUAGUCGACGGCGCGGUCGACUCUCCUUGGCGAGCCCGUCUGCGCUUUGCCUGCUUUCCGCUCCUCGAAGCGCGCCGCCCUCGCUCGGCUGCGGAGAUCCACCGCCUGCGCGGCAGAAGGGGCUCCGCCUGCGUCACGAUGCUCCCCCGUCGGAUUCACGUCCAGGCUGGGCUGCUGCUUCAGCUCGUCGCGGCUGCCUUGGUAGCCGUCGGGCAGGAAGAGGCGGCGGAAGGAGUCUCCUUCGGAGACAGGUGCCAGGCCCAUUUCACGGCCGGCUUGCCCGAGUUCGUCCUGGACACGGACGCCUCGGUGGAAAACGGAGCCACCUUCCUGUCCUCGCCGUCGGUGGAGAGGGGCCGCGACUGCGUGCGGGCCUGCUGCAAGCACCCGCAGUGCAACCUGGCUCUGGUGGAGAAGGUCCCCGGGGGGGACGGGGAAGACGGCAUCCACAGCUGCUUCCUCCUCGACUGCCUCUACGAGCAGGCCUUCGUCUGCAAGUUUGCCCGGAAGGAUGGCUUCCUCAACUAUGUCAAGAAGGACGUGUACGAGGCCUAUGUGGCCAUGCGGGAGAAAGGCCAUCGGGAUGAUCGGCCGCCUGUGGCCCGUGCAUGGAUGGAGAUGAAAGUGCAGCCUAACGAGCCGGUGACGCUGAGGGGUUCAGAAAGUUUUGAUGACCAUGGUAUUGUGAAUUAUGAAUGGACUCUUCUCUCUGGCGAUGACUCUCUGGUGAUGGAGAAAGAGACAGAUCAUGUGGUGCUCACCAACCUGCAAGAAGGGACUUACAUCUUCCAGCUGACUGUGACGGAUACUUCUGGACAGAAGGGCUCUACCAACAUCACCGUCACUGUGCUAAAUGCUGAGCAGACUGUAGAGCACUGCUUGGCUCCUUAUAAGGUGGGACGUUGCCGGGCUAGCUUUCCUCGCUGGUACUACAAUCCAGAAACUCAGCAGUGUCAGGAAUUCACCUUUGGGGGUUGCAAACCCAACAAGAACAAUUACAUACGAGAAGAAGAAUGUAAACUUGCCUGCAAGAAUGUCCAAGGUGCUGUUGAAAAGCGAAAUGAGCCAGAUGUGCAAGGGUUCAAUCGAUUACGUAAUAUCAAUGUUACCACCAGCCAAAGUCACUGUGUGGAUAUGCCAGAUACUGGGAGAUGUGACGAUAGCAUACCUCGCUGGUAUUACAACCCGUUUGCUCAGAAAUGCCGUCGCUUCACCUAUGGAGGCUGUGAAGGCAACAAGAAUAAUUUUGAGGAGGAGGAAGUGUGUAUGAAAUCUUGCGAAGGUGUCACAAAGGAAGAUCUGAUUGGCCAGAGAUGGAGCACCUAUGAGGCCCGGCAGGCAGGUUUAAGUUCUUUCGAAACGGCCAUUGCAGUUCUCCUGGCUGUAUGCAUAAUGAUAGUGUUGGCAAUCCUUGGCUACUUUUUCCUGAAGAACAGAAAGACGUACCGGCGACGGCGCCAGCCAGCUACUGCCGCCAACUCCACUCUCUCCUCUGUGCUCUCCACCACCGAGGACACUGAGCACCUCGUCUACAACAGUACUACGAAGCCUAUUUGAUCCGGAAGAGCUGCCCUCCACUUCUGGGAGUGGGACAGUUGCAUUGACUGAUGAUACUUCUGAAACUAAAGCCUGCGGCUGAAGGAUGUCCCUCUUCCUCCAUGCUUCCUUCCUUAGACUGUCCAAUUCCAGCCAUCUUACUGCCCCUAGCGAUUGUUCUGACUAUGUGACAGCUUCUGAGGAAGUGGAAGGACAGUACCCCCCCCCACUUUUGUAAUGACAACAGUGGCUCACUGUUGCUGUCAGAGGAAGCUGUCACUGAGGGCUUACUGUACCUAUUGAAGGAGUCGUGGUUUGAUUUUUGGUAUGGAUUUCAUCCCUUCACAAACCUGCUGAAAUCUACAUUUCGUGUGUGUGUGUGUGUGUGUGUGUGUGUGAGAACUUCUACCUAGUUCCUUUUUCUUUCUUUUGAAAGUCCUGCCAUCUUAGAGCCACCCUCUCUGUGCUAAGGGUCUAAGUAGUUCAAACCUCAUGAUACUUCUGAGAGUCCUGAGCCAGGUUCUCAUACUUGAUCAUUAUGAACUCAGGGUUGCACAUGGCGGUCUUUCUAGCAAGACGAUAUCAAAAAGAAGCUUGAUACACCACUGGAGUGAAUCUGGCCUCUUCCCAAAUAUAUCGCAGCCCUUGUUGCAUGUUAAUCGCUAGGCAUGAUGCAGUGCACGUAACAUAAAAUAUAUAGUAGGACCAUAAGUUUUAAACGUAAUUUGAACAUAUUAAGAAGUGCGGCUGAAUUGUUCCUAAAAGACUGAAAAUCAGGGUCUGCAUUCAUUCUCCUUGACAUUUUCCCACCAGUUCCUACCUCCCAAGGUUGCCAUUUCUGCUUUUAAUGUUAAAAGACUAGUUCUUGAGUUUGAAUAUUGCACCUGUAUGUAUUUAUUUUUAUAGAAUCAAAAUGUGACGAGAAAGAUGUUAACUAG